AUGAAACUCAGGUUUUUUUAUAAAGAAAGACAACGGCGGCGACUAGGCUGAGAAAACCGACGCGGCAGAGGGACUUCUCCGAUCAAAUCUCUCUCUCUCAGAUGGCAUACAUAUCGAAUUGGGUGCGAUACAUGGCUCACAAGCUGGAGUAUUCCCUCACUCUCUCCCUCAAGAAUCAUACUAAAGGGAAGCUCAAUGAGCGGGAACUAGUUGGUGUUGUCCUGAAGAAUCUACUCUAUGGAAGGAUAACAUACUUGCACUCUGGUAAAGGACAAGAGAUGUCCCCAACCAUGGGAGCUCAUGACAACACACUACUUGUCCGUAAGCUACCUGUUGUCGAUACAAGGUAUGUUUUCGUUGGAGAUGCUGUUGUGUUGAAGGACCCGAAUGAAACUGAUAAGUUUCUAGUGAGAAGACUGGCAGCUUUAGAAGGAUCCGAAAUGGUAUCUAUUGAUGAGAAGGAGGAGCCUUUUGUUCUCGAAAAGGAUCAGUGCUGGGUCGUUGCUGAGAACCAAGAGAUGAAAUCUAAGGAAGCAUACGAUAGUCGAACAUUUGGUCCGGUCUCAAUGGCGGACAUAGUAGGAAGAGCUAUAUAUUGUCUGAGGACAGCCGUUGAUCAUGGUCCAGUUAGUAACAGUGAGCUUGCCAUGGAAGAGGAUUCUCCACUCUUGGCGGUAGAACUUGACGUGGAUGAAUUGGCUAAAGACCACAAGGCUUAGUAAUAAACAAAGGAACCUUGUUUGCAUUUGUAUCCCCUUUGUUUCCGCUGGUUCGAAACUCCAAUCUAGAGAUGCCAUUGGAGUGUCAGAGAUGUUUGUGGCGAAUGUUUGGCCCAUUGGUUCUUAAGCUUUCAAACAGAUCCUUGUUGAGAAGAGUGUUGAAGAAAGCUCUUCGUUAGCUUCUUCCUCUAUAAUGAAACAGAGAAAUCCAAAACCAUGGUUUUUAAACCGAACCGAAUAAGAAGACAUUUGUUAA
Molecule: messenger RNA, 975 nt
Organism: Brassica oleracea var. oleracea
Lineage: Eukaryota; Viridiplantae; Streptophyta; Magnoliopsida; Brassicales; Brassicaceae
Exons: 5
Coding region: 102-719 (205 amino acids)
Molecular function (GO): serine-type endopeptidase activity
Source: RefSeq, a predicted model, not a curated record